AUGUCUUCCAUGUCUUGGAUGGCAGAAAAGAGCACUCUUGAGCUUGUUCCUAUGCUAAAAAACGCAUACACCGCCCUAAAGGAUAAAGAACAGGAUUUGGUAUUAGCAGCCGAAUUAGGAAAAUCUUUGUUAGAUUACAAUAUACGUUUGAAAUCAAAAUAUGAUUCUUUACUCACACAACAACAAACUGCAGCCGCUAUCUUUUCUCCCGCAUCCACAUCUGCUACUACUACCUCUAUCAACGCUACAUCUGUUGGCACAUUUACACCGCCUAUCACACCUUCCACUUCUACGCAGGACAAUGGCUCUCCCACGACAGAAGCCAAUAAGAGUGCCGGGAUCAUAAUGGAUCGCAUGCUUGAUGCUACUAAUAGCGAAGACGAUGAUAUGAAAUUUAUACCGUCAUCCAGCGCUCGAGAGGCCAUGAUCGAGGCCUUGCAGCAAAAAAAUAUCGAAUUAUCACAAAAAUUAGACAUCGCCAUGCAAGAAAAGGAUUCUCUUUCUCACACCCACUCCAGACGCACCAAAGAACUCGAAAUGGAUAUCCAGCUGCUUAAAUCGGACCUCGAUAUAGCCACCACCAAAAUCCAAGAGUUACAAGAAAUAAACGAGCGACAGAAGAGACACAGAAUGCUAGAGGAACAAAAGCAAAAGGAGCAAGAGACGAGACAGCAAAUGCUGCUAGUAGAUGACUUGAUUGUGCAAGUAGAUGAAUUGAGAACGGAAAAAGAAGCCUUAUUGCAGUCAAAGAUUGAUCUAGAAUCGAAACUAGUAGCUACCUUGCGAGAUUUGGGUGAUCUGAAACAGCAAUUUCAAUCUUUCGAAUUCUCUCAAAAAAAUAUGGAAGAGCUUCAAAAUGCUUAUCAAAAGCAGUUUGAACAUAUUGAUGAACUAAAUCACAGUUUGGAGGAGCAUCGAGCAUUAUUGCAAAAGUUGAAAGAAAAAGGUGUUCAGCUGUAUACACCUACACCGAGUGAAAGGUGUAGCAGCGGUAGUGAUUAUGGUCACGGCAAUGAGUUCACUAUGGAUGAUUACUUUGCAAAAUCAUCCCUUUUAGAUGAGCUAGGUUUAGAAUGGAGGAAGAAUGAAGAAGAACUGGCAACAUCUUUUAUAUCAACUCCUCGUCUUUCCGCCUCAAUGACGAUUGAUAAUCAAAAAUCGACUACAAUAACAAGUUAUGAGCACAAUAUAGUAGAUUUUGAAAGUGUUUUAUCAAAAGCUACAGGCAUAGAUCAGAGUUUAAUUGACGAUGCUUUGCAAUUCAUUGAUCAAAUUGAGAAGCAGCAUCAAAAAGAGAAAUAUUUAGCUUUGCUUGACCAACGAAUUGUCGACGAUAACCAUAAAAUUGUAGACGACAGUGACUUACCUGCAUUUGAUUUGUAUCCUAAUGCUAUGCUCAGUUCUAUCUUACAGAAGCAUCAACAAGACCAACAAUCUGAAGAGAGCAGGAAUGUAUCUGUUCUUCGAAGGCGGCAGUUUGAAUUAAAGCGUGUUAUAUUAGGGUUGUUUCACAUGGUGUGGCGAUGGAGUCGCUUCGCCAUCGUGCUAAUAAUUGCGUUAUUUAUAAGUGCAGCUAAAGGGCCUAGUUCUCUGUCGAGGGACCGCAAAUAG
Mycotypha africana is the source of this 1611-nucleotide messenger RNA. RefSeq lists its product as uncharacterized. The record is from RefSeq and is a predicted model, not a curated record. The transcript is spliced from 4 exons. NCBI's taxonomy places the organism in Eukaryota, Fungi, Mucoromycota, Mucoromycetes, Mucorales, Mycotyphaceae. The coding region runs from base 1 to 1611 and encodes 536 amino acids.